Acyrthosiphon pisum (pea aphid) is the source of this 687-nucleotide messenger RNA. Its product is annotated as inorganic pyrophosphatase. Gene Ontology annotation, molecular function: magnesium ion binding; inorganic diphosphate phosphatase activity. Gene Ontology annotation, cellular component: cytoplasm. The coding region runs from base 34 to 672 and encodes 212 amino acids. Gene Ontology annotation, biological process: phosphate-containing compound metabolic process. The record is from RefSeq and is a predicted model, not a curated record. NCBI's taxonomy places the organism in Eukaryota, Metazoa, Arthropoda, Insecta, Hemiptera, Aphididae. The transcript has 4 exons.
CUUGCCGAACACCGCUGAUAAGAUUCGGGAAUCAUGAUUUUCGGAAUAGCCGUCCAAAGGAUAAUUCGGCAAUCCGUGUUCCGCCAACAUAGCGGUUUCCGAAGAAUCAGUCCACUUUGUACUUCGACAGCGAUUUGGCAGACGGCUAACAAGGAAUAUAGCAAAAUGACGUACCAGAUCGUAGAGAGAGGUUCGCCCAACACGAUUGACUACAAAUUGUACAUAAAAAAUGAAAAAGGAAUAGUUUCACCAUUCCACGAUAUUCCAUUGCUGGCUGAUAAUACAGGCAAAGUAUUCAAUAUGGUAGUUGAAAUACCUAGAUGGUCAAAUGCCAAAAUGGAGAUCAAUACAAAAUCUGCCUUAAACCCUAUCAUUCAAGAUACGAAAAAAGGAAAAUUACGUUUUGUAUCAAAUGUGUUCCCACACAAAGGCUACAUAUGGAAUUAUGGUGCCUUGCCUCAAACCUGGGAAAACCCGGAAUUGCUUGACGAACAUACAGGGUGCAAGGGGGAUAAUGAUCCCUUAGAUGUACUUGAAAUUGGGUACAAAGUAGCUAAACGAGGUGAAGUACUUAAAGUUAAGGUAUUGGGAACUGUCGCAUUGAUUGAUGAGGGUAAAUAUUAUAAUUUAUGUUACACAUUCAAACACCUAUUCUGUAUUCAUAUUCAAUGAGAUAUUAUAGACAUU